Rangifer tarandus platyrhynchus (Svalbard reindeer) is the source of this 432-nucleotide messenger RNA. The record is from the annotation of a GenBank genome assembly. NCBI's taxonomy places the organism in Eukaryota, Metazoa, Chordata, Mammalia, Artiodactyla, Cervidae.
AUGGGGCCUACGGAGCCCCGGACUGGCCAGGGGGGUUUGGAGGCUCCCAUGGAAAGAAGUUUAAGCCCCGAGACUCUGAGUCCUGAAAGACAGAAUAGAGCAUUAAACUCAAUUCACAGGAUUUCUAGGGUUGUGACAGCAACGUGGGCUAAUCAUACGAUCGACAUGCAAGAGGCGGUCCUGAGCCUGCUCAUCCUUCUGGCAGGCUUGCCUGCCCUGGACGCCAACGACCCAGAAGAUAAAAACAGUCCUUUCUACUAUGACUGGUAUGGCCUCCGGGUCGGCGGGCUCAUCUUCGCAGGGAUUCUGUGUGCCAUGGGCAUCAUUGUCCUCAUGAGUGGGAAAUGCAAAUGCAAGUUCCGACAGAAGCCCAGCCACCGUUCAGGAGAUGCCCCACCUCUCAUCACUCCAGGCUCCGCCCAAAACUGUUGA